CUGCGCUACAGGAAACUCAGUCGAAGGCGUUUGAAGUUUUCUGUCUAACACAUGAUGAAACAACAUGCUGCUCCGUGUUGUGUGAUACUUAUGUUAUUUUAAUAAGAAUAGCCCUGUUUGUUUUUUAUCCGGACAUCUUCAAUUAAAGCCUCGGUUCGUCGGAAACAUUGUCAAGAUGCCAGCUCAGUGCAGCAGCUGCACUGACAAACGUGCUGUGCUGAAGCGUCCAAAGACUGGCCACUCGCUGUGCAAAGAGUGCUUUUUCUGGGCCUUUGAGGAGGAGGUACAUCAGACCAUCGUGGCAGCAGAGCUCUUCAAAUCUGGGGAGUCCGUAGGAAUUGCUGCCUCGGGAGGAAAGGACUCCACUGUGCUCGCACAUGUAAUGAAGCUCCUAAAUGAGCGAUACAACUAUGGCCUGGAGCUUAUGCUCAUCUCAGUAGAUGAAGGAAUCACUGGUUACCGAGAUGACUCCUUGGAGACGGUGAAGAGGAAUCAGCAACAGUACGAACUGCCACUGAAGAUUGUGUCGUAUGAGGAGCUGUAUGGCUGGACUAUGGAUGCUAUAGUGAAACAAGUGGGACUGAAAAACAACUGCACCUUCUGUGGAGUGUUCAGAAGACAGGCGUUAGACAGAGGGGCUGUCAUGCUGAAAGUGGACAAGAUAUGCACAGGUCACAAUGCUGACGAUGUAGCAGAAACUGUUCUGAUGAACGUCUUGAGAGGGGACAUAGCUCGACUGCGCCGCUGCACUGCCAUUUCCACCUCCAGCGAAGGUGAAGGGGUCGUGCCACGCUGCAAGCCCCUCAAAUACGCUUAUGAGAAGGAGAUUGUUCUGUAUGCUUACUUUAAGAAGUUAGACUACUUCUCUACCGAAUGUAUCUAUUCUCCCAAUGCUUAUCGUGGUUAUGCAAGAACCUUCCUGAAGGACCUGGAGAGUAUAAGGCCAAGCACCAUAAUAGAUAUUAUCCACUCUGGGGAGAACCUGUCUGUGCGAGAGGGUGUGAAGAUGCCCGUCCAGGGAACCUGCAGCCGCUGUGGCUACAUCUCCAGUCAGGCGCUGUGCAAGUCCUGUGUGCUACUGGAGGGGCUGAACCGAGGUCUGCCAAAGCUGGGUAUCGGCAAACACCACCGCCUGCAUGAUAAAAUCCUCUCCCAGCAGCCUCUAACAGAGAAGGAGGAGAGGAAGCUGAAAUCAGUGGACUUUUGACCAUUAGCAUGACCUGUUUUAUUUACCAGAAGAUACACCACCAUUCAGAAAAUUGGGGUCACUUAGAAAUGUCCUUAUUUUUGAAAGAAAAUCAUUUUUUUCAGUGAAGAUAACAUUAAAUUAAUCAGAAAUCCAGUCUAGACAUUGUCAGUGUGGUAAAUGACUAUUCUAGCUGGAAACAUCGGAUUUUUAAUGGAAUAUCUACAUAGAGGUACAGAGGCCCAUUUCCAGCAACCAUGACUCCUGUGUUCUUAUGCUACAUUGUGUUAGCUAAUGUACCAUUAGAAAGGCUAAUUGAUGAUUAGAAAACCCUUGUACAGUUAUGUUAGCACGUGAAUGAAAGUGUGAGUUUUCAUGGAAAACAUGACAUUGCCUGGGUGACCCCAAACUAUUGAACGGUAGUGUAUCUAUGAAUUUUUAGAAUAAUUUACAUUUGAUAUGGGAAAAUACCAUGCUAAGAAAUCAGAUCUCUUGUUUUCAUUUAUUAGUUGCUGAGUAUUUACUGAACAUUUAUAUGAAUUCUUAAUUUUGGAAAACCAAAGAAAACUUGUAGAGCAUCUUCACAGCAUAGAAAGUUCAGUCACUGGUGUUUUACAGCCACUGCACUGGAUGAUGGACAGGCGAUAUAAACGUUGUUUCCAAUGGUAGUAAAAAUGUGCCUUUUAUUGUCUGGUACUCUUAAAUAAUUGCUUAAUGGAAGACGUAUCCAGCGGUUUUUGCUGUAAUUGGCCUUUGAUAAGGAAGUGUGUGAGUUGGAUCCUUAUUUUCAAUCUCACAUGAAAAUAAUGUUUUCUUUCUUGAUGUGUGUAUUUGUCAGUAAACCAAUCUUUGGGGAGAAUAUGAUGACAGUUCUAGUCACAUUCCAAGGUGUUUUAUGAACUAUAAUUUAAUAAACACAUCGAUAUCUUUA
This is a messenger RNA of Amphiprion ocellaris (clown anemonefish), 2117 nucleotides long. It is a transcript of the gene ctu1, whose product is annotated as cytosolic thiouridylase subunit 1 homolog (S. pombe). Gene Ontology annotation, biological process: tRNA wobble position uridine thiolation. The coding region runs from base 176 to 1207 and encodes 343 amino acids. The record is from RefSeq and is a predicted model, not a curated record. The transcript is spliced from 3 exons. Gene Ontology annotation, molecular function: tRNA binding. Gene Ontology annotation, cellular component: cytosolic tRNA wobble base thiouridylase complex; mitochondrion. Lineage: Eukaryota; Metazoa; Chordata; Actinopteri; Pomacentridae.